This is a messenger RNA of Zingiber officinale, 2082 nucleotides long. RefSeq lists its product as uncharacterized. Lineage: Eukaryota; Viridiplantae; Streptophyta; Magnoliopsida; Zingiberales; Zingiberaceae. The transcript has 3 exons. The record is from RefSeq and is a predicted model, not a curated record. Gene Ontology annotation, biological process: regulation of stomatal movement. Bases 698 to 1852 code for a protein of 384 amino acids.
CUGCGUCGCGCCUUUCUCUGCUGUUCGAUCUGGACGUGUUCGACGUCCGCCUCCGCCAGAUCCUCGUCUCCGAAUUCACUUCUGAAAUAGAAAAAAAAAACAUUCGGUAAUUCGCGAGGUCCACAGUCUCACUCUCUUCGAUGGAAUAUUCAUUGCAGUGGUUGCCCUUUAUCCGAGGGCGCUUUAACUUCUCUCUGGCAUCCACAUCACUCCGACGACUCCUCCGAGCUUUUCUAUAAAGUUUCAUGUUUUCGUGUCGAUCCCCGUCGAUCUCUUGAGAAUUGAACGAGAGCGAUUUUUAUCGACUACGGUUCUAACAAUUUUCCUGGAAGUUUCCAACGGAAAAGGCGAUCAAAACAAAAGGAAAGGCGUUUUACCAUCACGGGCAGAAGAUUCACUGCUGCGCCAUGGAAAGGAAUUCGAGGAAAUGUCAAUUCUCGUCUCUGAGACCUGCUGCAACUGUCUUCUUACUCUCCCUCGGCGUGUGGUCAAAAAACCUCAAAAGCUCACAUGCAAAACGACACAGAUAGCAACUGCUUUCCUCUUUCCUCCCACUUUAAAAGAGGAAGAGGGAGGAAGAGAAAGCGAGGGAGGAAAAGGUUUGUGGAGAAUCAGAGAAAGUCUGUGCUGCACUACUGCUAGCUAGGCGCUUAUAUACGCUGACCGCCGCCGCUUGGUUCUCAGCUUCUGGUCAGGCAUGGGUGGGCACUCCUGCUGCUACAAGCAGAAGCUCAGGAAGGGCCUCUGGUCGCCUGAGGAAGAUGAGAAGCUCAUCAAACACAUUACCAAGUACGGCCAUGGCUGCUGGAGCUCGGUUCCCAAGCUAGCAGGGCUCCAGAGGUGUGGGAAAAGUUGCAGGUUGAGGUGGAUUAAUUACUUGAGGCCUGACCUCAAGAGAGGUACAUUCUCGCAGCAAGAAGAAGAACUCAUAAUUGAGCUCCAUGCCGUGCUGGGAAACAGGUGGUCGAAGAUUGCGGCGCAUUUGCCGGGGAGGACGGACAACGAGAUCAAGAACUUGUGGAAUUCGUGCAUCAAGAAGAAGCUGAAGCAGCGAGGGAUCGAUCCCAGCACCCACCAGCCGGUGGCCGACAGCGCGGUGGCUAGCAGCGAGAAGAACUCGGGCGCGUCGAGCGACCCCCGAGUCCCCGUGGCGGCCAACGCGGAGGCGGGGGGGCUGCUUGAGCAGCUGACGCCGUCGGCGGCGGAAGAGAGCAUCACGUCGCGGCCGGGGAAAGAGGUGUUCUCGGACCAGUUCCUGGUGGGCCACGAGGCUGCGGCCUCGAGCGGACGCUCUUCGCUUGGGUUCUUCCCCUUCGGCCUCGCCGCCGCAGACUGCGUCGUCCAAAGCCACCUACUCUGGCCCAGCCAUGACCUCGCAAUGCCGGCCGCGGCGGUCUCCACCUCGAUUUUCUCGACCUCGGUGGCGGCUCCGACGCAUCCGCCCGCGUGCCUCGACGGCGCCUCCAUCGGGAGCUGGUACGAGGCGGAUUGCUUCGCCGGCGGCCGCCGCAGCGUCGUGGAGGAAAGCAGAGGCGGCGGCGGCGGGGGGAUGUUCCCAUGGUCUGACCUGCCGACGUCCGACAAGGACAUCCAGGCCCAGCUCGGAGGCGAGGGCGAGGGAGAGGAGCUCAAGUGGUUGGAGUACCUCCAUGGCGCGCUUCCCCCGCCGUUGCAACCGGCGCAGACUGCUCCGUUCGGGGCGGGAACCCAAUUCGCCGCGAGUUGCCUGAGCAAUUGGCAGCAGAGCCAACAAUUUCUGCUGGAGCAGCAGCAGAUUCAAGCUCCGGAGAUUUACGGCAAGGAUUUCCACCACCAAAUCUGGAAUCCAAACCUAUCAAAACCUCAAAUUUAGAAGAUUUGAAGCAAUAAAAUCUUCAAAAAACUGUAAAAGGUUAGUGAAAAUCACGCACAGAGUGCUCCAAAACCCAAAGCUCGCAUCUCCUUUUUCUCCUCCUCUUUCUUAUUCUUCUUUUUUUUUCCUGGAUUUUUAUUCUUCUAUAUUCUUGUUUUCACUUGAAUAAUUGUUGUAUCUUGUGGCCAAAAAAUUCAAGUUUCUAUCAUCUACCUAGUUUUUUUUCUUCA